CCAACUUCCACCUUCCAACCCCUCCCUCACCGAAGGGUAAGGGUAGUUUUUCUUGAGGAUAACAACUCUCCUUGUAGGGUACGUUUCAGUUCAAUUGGACCAACUCCUUUGUGGUUUUUGCAGAUUCAUUCAAUUCAAUGGCUUCACUAAUGCUGAGUGGAACCGAAAAGCUCACACUCAGAACCCUAAAUGGAAACGGCUUCGGAUUCACGGGUUCCGAUUUGCACGGUAAGACCUUUCCAAGAGUGAGUUUCGUAGCCACCACUAGUGCUAAUACUAGAAUUAGAAUCCCAAACAUUGUGGUACCCAAGUGCAGUGUCUCGGCUUCGAGGCCAAGCUCGCAGCCUAGGUUCAUUCAGCACAAAAAAGAGGCUUUUUGGUUCUAUAGGUUUCUCUCAAUUGUGUAUGACCAUGUUAUUAACCCUGGCCAUUGGACCGAGGACAUGAGGGAUGAUGCCCUUGAACCCGCUGAUCUCAGUGACAGGAACAUGAUAGUGUUGGAUGUUGGUGGUGGCACGGGUUUCACCACUUUGGGUAUUGUCAAACAUGUUGAUGCAAAGAAUGUCACCAUUCUUGACCAGUCACCCCAUCAGCUUGCUAGGGCCAAGCAGAAGGAGCCGCUCAAGGACUGCAAAAUAGUCCAAGGGGAUGCUGAGGAUCUCCCCUUUCGAACCGAUUAUGCUGAUAGAUAUGUAUCCGCAGGAAGUAUUGAGUACUGGCCCGAUCCGCAGCGUGGCAUCAAGGAAGCAUACAGGGUUUUGAAACUUGGGGGCAAAGCGUGUCUAAUUGGUCCGGUCUACCCAACAUUUUGGUUGUCACGUUUCUUUGCAGAUGUUUGGAUGCUCUUCCCCAAGGAGGAAGAGUAUAUUGAGUGGUUUCAGAAGGCAGGGUUUAAGGAUGUCCAACUAAAAAGGAUUGGCCCAAAGUGGUAUCGUGGGGUUCGCCGUCAUGGCUUGAUUAUGGGUUGUUCAGUGACUGGUGUUAAGCCUGCAUCUGGAGAUUCUCCUUUGCAGCUUGGUCCAAAGGAAGAAGAUGUUGAAAAGCCUGUUAAUCCUUUUGUCUUCUUAAUGCGCUUUCUUUUGGGUGCCAUUGCAGCUACAUGGUAUGUGUUGGUUCCUAUUUAUAUGUGGCUCAAAGAUCAAGUUGUUCCCGAAGGUCAGCCAAUCUAAUAAGAGAUAUUGGUAGUUAGUGAACCUUAUGAUACUUAUCAGUGUCUUGUUCAAUGUUUCAUCAAAUUCAAAUAUACGUGCAGUUAAGAAAUAUUUUAUCAAACGUCAAUAAGUUCAUUAUAUGCGACUGUAUUUUCUGGCUUCUCUUGCGAGCUAAUGAUAAUUUUUGGUGGGAGGGCCUUA
This is a messenger RNA of Cajanus cajan (pigeon pea), 1352 nucleotides long. NCBI's taxonomy places the organism in Eukaryota, Viridiplantae, Streptophyta, Magnoliopsida, Fabales, Fabaceae. The record is from RefSeq and is a predicted model, not a curated record.